CGUCUUCACAAUUCAUCAUCCUUCUUCCUGAUUUCUCUCCUCGGGGUACAAUGCCAGAUCUCAAUUCCGGAACCCAGAUCUCGUUCUCCCAGGCCUUCUUAUGCAGUGCUUUUGCUGCUUGUUUAGCCGAGUUCUGUACUAUUCCUCUUGACACAGCUAAGGUUAGGCUUCAACUCCAAAAGAAAGCUGCAACAGGUGACGGAACGGGAAUACCUAAAUAUAGGGGCUUGCUGGGCACAGUUAAAACUAUUGCUAGAGAAGAAGGCUUAUUAGCUCUGUGGAAAGGCAUUAUUCCUGGUUUACAUCGCCAGUUUGUGUAUGGAGGCUUAAGAAUUGGGUUAUAUGAUCCAGUCAAAACAUUUCUUGUUGGUAGUGCAUUCGUUGGAGAGAUUCCUUUAUACCAAAUGAUACUUGCUGCUAUGUUGACUGGUGCUCUGGGAAUCAUGGUUGCUAACCCAACUGAUCUAGUCAAAGUAAGACUUCAAUCUGAAGGACAGUUACCAAUCGGGGUGCCUAGGCGUUAUUCUGGUUCUAUGGAUGCUUAUUUUACUAUAAUGAGACAGGAAGGAUUAGGGGCUUUGUGGACUGGGCUCGGGCCUAAUAUAGCACGGAAUGCAAUUAUAAAUGCUGCUGAACUAGCUAGUUACGAUAAAGUGAAACGGACAAUUUUGACAAUUCCAGGGUUCACAGACAACGUCUUCUCUCACCUCCUAGCUGGCUUAGGUGCAGGUCUUUUUGCUGUCUUCAUCGGUUCCCCUGUGGAUGUGGUAAAAUCAAGAAUGAUGGGAGAUUCAACAUACAGAAACACGCUUGACUGCUUUCUCAAGACACUGUUUACCGAGGGAUUUUUGGCUUUCUAUAAGGGUUUCUUUCCUAAUUUUGCUCGGGUGGGGCUCUGGAACGUGGUUAUGUUUUUAACUCUUGAGCAAGCCAAGAGAUUUUUCAGGGGACCGUCAUAGCUACUGCUAAUGAUUCUGAGAUUCACUAAGCAGACAAAGUGUACUCCUUCGUAUGGUCCUCAACAAAUUGUUGGGCGAAGGCAGCCUAUUAUUUUUGUUUCAAAUAUUUGUUUUUGCCAUUCGGCAUCAAGGUUUACGUAUUCUUAAACAUCGAAGAGACAGCCAAUCAUACUUAUAUUUGGGCCAACUUUCUCAGUUGGCACGGAAGCCUCUCUUUCCUCAGUGGUUUGUUCAACAACUGUAGAGAAUUCAGGUUCAUGUAUCAGAGGUCUGGUGUAUUAUUUUUUUUUUUCUUUUUUCUGAGGAAGAAGCUACUUAAUCCACCAAUGUGUUGCGUAGACAAACAACAUCAAAGCCUGUAUUUUUUUCUUUCUUCGUUUUUUUUUUUAAAAUUCCCCUAGCCCUGUAUCUGUAUGAAAUAAUAAAAGUUGUUAUUCAUUUAGUGCUCAUUAUGCAUUCACCUUCUUCAUCA
Neltuma alba is the source of this 1431-nucleotide messenger RNA. RefSeq names its product mitochondrial uncoupling protein 2. NCBI's taxonomy places the organism in Eukaryota, Viridiplantae, Streptophyta, Magnoliopsida, Fabales, Fabaceae. The transcript is spliced from 9 exons. Gene Ontology annotation, biological process: transmembrane transport. The record is from RefSeq and is a predicted model, not a curated record. Bases 51 to 959 code for a protein of 302 amino acids.